AACAACAAUGUUCGUUUUUUGUGAGUUCUCUUGUCAUCUUUGUAGGAGAACAUUCUGUUGGUAAACGGAGAUGCUCCAUUCAUCAGUCACCUUCCGAAUCCUGUUUCAUGAAAAAUUAGGAGUCCUUUAACGCCCAGCCCAAGACCCAGCAGUAGACCUACCUCGACGCGAAUGCCUCUACCGCUUACCGCGAAUCCGCGACGCCGUCGUCCUUUUCCUCGCCCGCGCCGUCGAACCGCGCCUCCAGCCAUCGAAGCGCGCCAGGCCACCACACCACUCAGUUCUCACCCCACCUCGUGGUCAACCUGCUCCUCCUCCUCCAUUUUCUGCUACUGAGCUGCCGUGGAGUGGUGAUCCAUCAGAUUUUAGACUUCUUCCACUGACUUAGCAUGGGCACAAGACUUUUGAAGGGCUUAAGCCUGAAGAGGCUCCUAGGACAGUGCAGCUCAGCUGAUCUUUACAUUAAAUCACGAGCAUUCAGCUCCACUGUAUCUUUUUCUGAUCUCAAUGAGAAGUUUGGCAUGGGUGGCAAAGAUGAUGAUGAUUUUAAAGGUCCUAGGAAAAAUAAGGAAUACCAAUUCCGUGGUGUAUACCGGGCAAUUAUUUGUGGCAAAGUUGGACAAGUGCCUGUGCAGAAAAAAUUAAGGAAUGGGCAUACGGUAACUGUAUUUACUGUUGGGACAGCUGGUAUGUUUGACCAGAGGAUAGUAGCCGAUAACUUGCCAAUGCCAGCUCAGUGGCAUCGAAUAGCUGUCCAUAAUGAGGAGCUUGGUGCAUAUGCUGUUCAGAAGUUGGUCAAGAAUUCUGCAGUCUUUGUUGAGGGUGAUAUCGAGACUAGAGUCUACAGUGACAGUGUCAAUGAUCAAGUGAAAAAUAUACCAGAGAUCUGUUUGCGACGUGAUGGCAAAAUACGCUUGCUUCAGUCAGGGGAAGGUGAUGUCAGCAAAUCAUUAGAGGAAUUAAGGGAAGGACUAUUCUAGCUGCAAUGCAAAGGACCGUCGGCCAACACAGCGAGUUGGACAAGCGUUAGAUUUGCUCCCUGUGCCGCAAGCGUUAUGUCUCGGAGUGAUGUUCUUAUUCUUGCAGAUGCAAGAAACCUGCUCUCUUUCAUUUUGUUUCGCUUUUUCUGAAUUUAGCUGAAAGGAUCAUCUUAUGGACGUUGAAAUAAAUAUAGUGUCAUCUGAUGUAGGAGUGAACGACAUUUCAGCUAUUACUUAAUCUAAAUUUGCAGGUCCUCUCUCAUUUAA
Molecule: messenger RNA, 1247 nt
Organism: Setaria italica (foxtail millet)
Lineage: Eukaryota; Viridiplantae; Streptophyta; Magnoliopsida; Poales; Poaceae
Product: single-stranded DNA-binding protein, mitochondrial
Exons: 8
Coding region: 390-980 (196 amino acids)
Biological process (GO): positive regulation of helicase activity; mitochondrial DNA replication
Cellular component (GO): mitochondrial nucleoid
Molecular function (GO): single-stranded DNA binding
Source: RefSeq, a predicted model, not a curated record